Molecule: messenger RNA, 624 nt
Organism: Brettanomyces bruxellensis
Lineage: Eukaryota; Fungi; Ascomycota; Pichiomycetes; Pichiales; Pichiaceae
Exons: 1
Coding region: 1-624 (207 amino acids)
Source: RefSeq, a predicted model, not a curated record
AUGAACGAGAAUCAUAAGAAAAUGGUCCACAGAGAAGUUAGAAUAUUGAACGAGGUCAUUGACGUGUUGCUCAAACCAUCCAAGUACGGAAUUUCAGAUGAUGAACUUUUCACAUACUUGAACAAAUUCACAACAAGCCAAAGUGACAAGCCCGAGUCUAGAGACCAGAAAAUAUCCACGCAGCUUAUUAAUUUCACCAGAAUAUUGGACCUGGGACGAUUGUUGGCGCUAAAAGACACCGCACCUUUUGCAGAUCUGCAAAAACUCUUAUCAACAAACGUGUACAUCAACCAUCUCCCGGACACAUCUGGACUUUCAGGAAAAGAAACUGGCAAGAGUAGCACCAGCACUUAUUACAUGCCCGAUUUGAGGCUCCCGAUUAAAAACGUCAUCAUUCUUUUCAUCAACUACUUCAAAAAACAGGAAGUUGCCCUCUCUUCUCAAAAGCCACAAGUUGAACAGAGCAAAAGUACUUCUCCUUCUAUUUAUGAUACCUCGUGUAAGGAAAUGCAAUCAGUGAUGCUUUUGUUGAACGUGUCGAUCAUCAACAAAUUGGUGAAGAUCUUCAAAACGCUCAACCCGAAAUUCAUCUUGAAGAGUGAGGCCUUGAUGGUCAACAUAUGA